Molecule: messenger RNA, 1325 nt
Organism: Dendronephthya gigantea
Lineage: Eukaryota; Metazoa; Cnidaria; Anthozoa; Malacalcyonacea; Nephtheidae
Product: neurogenic locus notch homolog protein 1-like
Exons: 14
Molecular function (GO): calcium ion binding
Source: RefSeq, a predicted model, not a curated record
AUGGUUCGUAUGAAUGUACCUGCCAUGAGGGCUAUGAAGGAAACGGCAAAAAUUGUACAGAUGUCAAUAAGUGCGAAGACAAUCCUUGCCAUGUGAAUGCAAAUUGCACCACUGUUAAUGGAUGGUAUGAAUGUAUUUGUCACGAAGGAUAUGAAGGCAAUGGCACCAGCUGUACAGAUGGUUCGUAUGAAUGUACCUGCCAUGAGGGCUAUGAAGGAAACGGCAAAAAUUGUACAGAUGUCAAUAAGUGCGAAGACAAUCCUUGCCAUGUGAAUGCAAAUUGCACCACUGUUAAUGGAUGGUAUGAAUGUAUUUGUCACGAAGGAUAUGAAGGCAAUGGCACCAGCUGUACAGAUGGUUCGUAUGAAUGUACCUGCCAUGAGGGCUAUGAAGGAAACGGCAAAAAUUGUACAGAUGUCAAUAAGUGCGAAGACAAUCCUUGCCAUGUGAAUGCAAAUUGCACCACUGUUAAUGGAUGGUAUGAAUGUAUUUGUCACGAGGAUAUGAAGGCAAUGGCACCAGCUGUACAGAUGGUUCGUAUGAAUGUACCUGCCAUGAGGGCUAUGAAGGAAACGGCAAAAAUUGUACAGUUUCCCAUAAGAAAAAAGAAAGAAUCUUUUCCUGAUAAAAGCCAAAAUAAUAAUUUUAACUGUCUUAAAGAUGUCAAUAAGUGCGAAGACAAUCCUUGCCAUGUGAAUGCAAAUUGCACCACUGUUAAUGGAUGGUAUGAAUGUAUUUGUCACGAGGAUAUGAAGGCAAUGGCACCAGCUGUACAGUCUUUAAAAAGGUACCAAGUAAAACACGAAAAAAAUAUAAGUGAAGGUCGAAAAAAAAAGAAAUGUGAUGGUUCGUAUGAAUGUACCUGCCAUGAGGGCUAUGAAGGAAACGGCAAAAAUUGUACAGAUGUCAAUAAAUGCGAAGACAAUCCUUGCCAUGUGAAUGCAAAUUGCACCAAUGUUAAUGGAUGGUAUGAAUGUAUUUGUCACGAAGGAUAUGAAGGCAAUGGCACCAGCUGUACAGAUACCAAUGAAUGCGAAACAAAUCCUUGUGAUGAAAAUGCAAAUUGUACAAAUGUAGAUGGUUCAUAUGAAUGUACCUGCCAUGAGCGCUAUGAAGGAAACGGCAAAAAUUGUACAGAUGUCAAUAAGUGCGAAGACAAUCCUUGCCAUGUGAAUGCAAAUUGCACCACUGUUAAUGGAUGGUAUGAAUGUAUUUGUCACGAGGGAUAUGAAGGCAAUGGCACCAGUUGUACAGAUGGUUCAUAUGAAUGUACCUGCCAUGAGGGCUAUGAAGGAAACGGCAAAAAUUGUACAGGUAGAGCUUAG